This is a messenger RNA of Ziziphus jujuba (common jujube), 1299 nucleotides long. RefSeq lists its product as uncharacterized. The transcript has 6 exons. Bases 167 to 1054 code for a protein of 295 amino acids. Lineage: Eukaryota; Viridiplantae; Streptophyta; Magnoliopsida; Rosales; Rhamnaceae. The record is from RefSeq and is a predicted model, not a curated record. Gene Ontology annotation, molecular function: protein binding.
UACCGCGCGCGCGCACACAAAAAAAAAAAAAAAAAAAAAAAAACUCUAAAUUCCCUCAUGUUUUUGGUUUCAGAUUAAAGAAAUCCUUUUCUUUAAAUCGUUGUUAAGAAAUUUUCCCGGAAAAUUAGUUUUCGAAGGAAAGUGAGAAAAAAAGAAAAAAAAAAAAAUGCAUUCUUUGAGUCUCAGAAUUUUUACCGGUUUCAACAAUUCGGCGGCGGCAGAUAAGAGAGGCGUGAACGGGGCAGCGGAUUCGGAGUUCGGGUCGAGGAGAAGAGUCGGGUUUGGUUUGAGGGAUUUGAGUGGCAAGGAUUGUAGAAUUGUGGUAGCUUGUGCUUCGGGGAGGAAUAGUAAUGGUGGAGGUAGAAGUCAGAGUUCGAGUUCCACUCCGAGCCAGAAUCCGAGUUCGUUUCUGACUCGGAGCCAAACCUAUGCUUUGUUGAAGCAGCAAAUGGAGGUCGCCGCGAAAUCUGAGGACUAUGAAGAGGCUGCGAGGAUAAGGGACUCGUUGAAAUUAUUCGAAGAGGAAGAACCGGUUUUGCGGCUACGUAGGUUGAUGAAGGAGGCAAUUGCUGAUGAGAGGUUUAAGGAUGCGGCAAAGUAUCGUGAUGAACUACAGGAAAUUGCACCCAAUUCUCUCUUGAAAUGCUCUAGUGAUGCAACAACCUUGGGGAUCAGGGUUCAAGUAAGGAGUGUGUACAUAGAGGGACGAAGUCAGCCUUCAAAGGGACAAUACUUUUUUGCUUAUAGAAUAAGAAUUAGCAAUGAUUCGGACCGUCCUGUUCAACUUCUUAGGAGGCAUUGGAUUAUUACUGAUGCCAAUGGAAAAAGUGAGAAUGUUUGGGGAGUUGGUGUUAUUGGUGAACAGCCAGUUCUACUUCCUAGGACUAGUUUUGAAUACUCAUCGGCAUGCCCAUUAAGCACUCCAAAUGGUAGAAUGGAAGGUGACUUUGAGAUGAAGCACAUCGAUAAGGUAGGUUCACAAUCUUUUCAUGUAGCUAUUGCUCCAUUUUCUUUAUCUAUACUAGGAGAUGACAGCAUUAAUCUUGAGAAGUGAAAGGAAUCAUUUCCUUUAGAAAGCGUGAGGAAUCUCAUCCAUAGCAUCUAUUGAAGGAAAAAAAUAAAAUUUGCUUGUAGAAUUAAUUAGUUGUUCAUGUCAAAUUGUUUGUUGAAAAUAGAAAAAUAGUUCUGAUUCUGUAUGUGGCAAACUCAAUAGAUUGGUCAAUAUGUAAAGGUGAAUAUUGUAUAGCUUUCUUGAAAGUUUUGAAUGAAUUCUAUUCGUAUGUUUGAAGUGGUGAAUAA